AUGACAAGAACGGUGGAUGGCCCCCAUCAGGGCCGCAUCGUGCAAAUCGAGGUUGAUAACUUCAAGUCAUACAGGGGAAGACAGAUUAUCGGCCCUUUCUAUGAUUUCACUGCUGUCGUGGGAGCGAAUGGAAGUGGCAAAUCCAAUCUUAUGGAUGCCAUCAGCUUUGUCUUGGGAGUCAAGACAGCUCAGCUGCGAGGAUCCCUGAAGGAGCUGCUGUAUCUCAAUUCCGAGGGCAAGGACGAGGAGGACAGACCCAGGAGGGGCUAUGUGAAGCUGGUAUUUCAGACAUCUGAUGGUGAGGAGGUGCACUUCACGCGUGCCAUUAUCCCCAGCAGCGCGUCAGCUGAUGCGUCCUACCAGUCGCAGUACAAGAUCAACGACCGCAACGCCAGCUGGGAGGCAUACAACAACAAGCUGAAGUCAUAUGGCAUCUUAGUGCAGGCUCGCAACUUCCUGGUGUUCCAGGGAGACAUCGAGUCAGUCGCAGCCCUGUCUCCCAAGGACAUGACCAACCUGGUGGAGCAGAUAUCUGGCUCUGCUGCCUUCAAGAAGGAGUAUGACGAGCUGGAGGCCAAAAAGGCAGAGGCAGAUGAAAAGACCAGCUUUGUGUUCUCCAAGAAGAAGGCAGUCAUGGCAGAGAAGAAGCAGAAGAAGGAGCAGAAGGAGGAGGCUGAGAAGCACCUCUGGAUGCAGCGGGACCUUGAGGCCCUGAAGGCGGAGUACUACCUCUGGCAGCUGUUCCAGAUCGAGAAGGACAUGGUGGGGGUGCGCCAAGAGGCUGGCAAGCACAAGGAGGAGCUGAAUGGUGCGGCCAAGGUGCUGUACAGCUGUGAGUCGAAGGUGGAGCAGAAAAAGAAGGCUGCAGCCGGCUUCAGCAAGGAACGCCUGCUGCUGGAGCGCAAGCACAAGAAGCGCAAGGCAGAGCUUGAGAAGAAGAGCCCAGACUCAGCCAAGGUGAAGGAGGGGCUCACAAGGCUGCAGAAGCGGCUGAAGGCAGAGAAGAAGAACGUGGAAGACAAGGAGAAGAAGCUCCAGGAGCAGAAGCAGCACAUCACCAAGCUCGAGACUGACUUGAAGAACAUCACUGAUGCGCAAGAGCAGCUGGAGGAGGACAUGAGGACUGCUUCAAACGAGGGGCAGGUGCACCUAAAUGCCCAGCACCAGGCAGAGUUCUACAAGAUCCAGGAAGAGGCCAAGUCCAAGACCUCCAAGCUGCGCUCCGACCAUGACUCCCUCCAGACAGCCCAGGACGCAGACGUGGAAGCCCUGAGCAACCUGGAGGACACAGAGAAGGAUGUGUUUAGCCGCGUGGCGCAGCUGGAUACAGACCAGGCCAGCCUCAAGGAGAAACUCGCCAAGACCCAGGCUGAACUGGCAACAGCCAAGCAGGAGCUGGCCGCCAAGAAGGCCGCCCACACCACCAUGACUGACGAGCACCGGCGGGAGCGGGCGCAGAGGGACGUGCUGACGCAGAAGCUGGAGGAGGGGGAGGCGCAGCUGCGCGAGGCCAAGGCCGACCGCAAAGAGACCGAGCGCGACCGCCGCAUGACCACCGCCGUGGAGCAGCUCAAACGCCUGCACCCAGGGGUGUUUGGGCGGGUGACUGAGCUGGCAAGGGUGAGCCAGGCCAAGUACAACCUGGCAAUGUCGGUGGUGAUGGGGCGCGACCUGGACGGCGUCAUCGUGGACACCAAGGAGACCGCGCAGGACUGCAUCCAGUGGCUGCGCACCAACCAAGUCGCGCCCAUGACCUUCUUCCCCCUCGACACCCCGGUGAAUGAGCGGCUACGGCUGCUGGGCGGCACAGCCAAGCUGGCCCUGGACCUGCUGGAGUAUGACACCUCCCUGGAGCGAGCCUUCCUCACAGUGUGCGGGAAUACGCUGGUCUGUGACAGCGUGGAUGAGGCGCGGGCACUGGCGUACAGCGCCAACGAGCGGCACAAGGUGGUCGCGGCGGACGGCACCAUGAUCAGCAAGAACGGCUUCAUGACCGGCGGCCUGACCGGCAACGAGUCCGCGCGCGCCUCCCGCUGGAACGACAGCGCUCUGGACGGCCUCAAGCAGGAGCGGGACAGGGCGGCAGAAGAGCUGGAGAAGCUGCCCUCCCAGCGCGAUAUGGUGCAGGUGGAGCAGCAGCUGGGCUGCGAGAUUGCCGGCCUUGAACGCGAUGUGCAGUUCAAGACUGGCGAGCUCAAAGCCACCGAGCAGAGGCUGAAGAACGCAGCCAGCGAGGCGAAGGCGCUGCGCGAGGAGAGCCACAGGAAGCUGCCGGGCGCCACAAAGCUGCGCAAGGCCAUCGAUGACCGCGCCAGGAAGAUGGAGGGCCUGCAGAAGAGGAUCAAUGAGAUCGAGGACCGCAUCUUUGCAGCCUUCAGCAAGAAGGUUGGCGUGGACAACAUCCGGGAGUACAUGGAGCAGAAUGCAGCGGCCACAGAGGACUUCACCAAGAGGCGCAUGGCCCUCACAUCUCAGGCAACAAAGCUGAAGCACCAGCUGACGUAUGAGCAGCGGCGGGACCUGAAGGCGGACGUGGCGGCGGCCAAGGCAGAGGUGAAGAAGAUACAGGAGAACUUGGAAAAGUUGGAGGCGGAGGCGCGAACUGCUGCCGAAGCUGCAGAGUCUGUGGAGCAGGAGCUGGCUGCAGAGACGGCGCGCAUGGAGGAGCUGAGGGCGCAGGCGGAGGCGGCGGAGGCCGAGGUGCGCGCGGCCAAGAAGGAGGUGGCCCGGCACCAGGCGGAAGGCAACGCCGCUCGACGUGCGCUCGCCGCCCACGAGGCCGCCCUGGAGGCCCUGGCCACCAAGCGCUCCGAUCUGCUCGAGGCCGCACAAAUGGAGCAGGAGCGGGCGGGCACCUCGGGACGCUUCAAGCUGGACUUCUCGGGGCUGAAGCGGCAGCUGACGGCGGCGCGCUCGGAGGCCGACCGCGAGUCGCUGCACUCCGACUUCCGGCGCGAGAUCGAUGCGCGCGUUGCCGCCCUCGCCCACGUCGCCCCCAACCUCAAAGCCCUCGAGCAGUUCCAGGCCGUCAAGGCGCGGGAGCGGGAGCAGGAGGUGGUGCUGGAGGCUGCGCGCAAGGAAGCCAAGGCAAUCGCCAAGGCAUUCAACGGCGUGCGCCAGCAGCGCUACGACGCGUUCACGGCCGCCUUUGAGCACAUCGCGUCCGUCAUCGACUCCAUCUUCAAGGACCUCACACGCAGCAGCGUGCACCCGAUGGGCGGCACGGCGUACCUGAGCCUGGAGAGCACGGACGAGCCCUUCCUGCACGGCAUCAAGUUCACCGCCAUGCCGCCCACCAAACGCUUCCGCGACAUGGAGCAGCUCUCCGGCGGCGAAAAGACGGUGGCGGCACUGGCGCUGCUGUUUGCGAUCCACUCGUACCAGCCGUCGCCCUUCUUCGUGCUGGACGAGAUUGACGCGGCGCUGGACGCGACCAACGUGGCGCGCGUGGCCGACUACAUCCGCGCCAAGACGCGGCCGGCCGCAGCCGCGCGCUUCCAGUCCAUCGUCAUCUCCCUCAAGGACAACUUCUACGGCAAAGCCGACGCCCUCGUGGGGGUCGCGCGCGAUGUCGACCACUGCUGCUCCGCCACCUACACUUUUGACCUCACCCGCUUCGGCGCCGGCUGA
Coccomyxa subellipsoidea C-169 is the source of this 3630-nucleotide messenger RNA. RefSeq names its product RecF/RecN/SMC protein. The coding region runs from base 1 to 3630 and encodes 1209 amino acids. The record is from RefSeq and is a predicted model, not a curated record. Gene Ontology annotation, molecular function: DNA binding; ATP hydrolysis activity; ATP binding. Gene Ontology annotation, cellular component: cohesin complex; nucleus; chromosome. Lineage: Eukaryota; Viridiplantae; Chlorophyta; Trebouxiophyceae; Coccomyxaceae. Gene Ontology annotation, biological process: sister chromatid cohesion. The transcript is spliced from 19 exons.